Quercus robur (English oak) is the source of this 3054-nucleotide messenger RNA. Its product is annotated as disease resistance protein RPM1-like. The record is from RefSeq and is a predicted model, not a curated record. Gene Ontology annotation, biological process: defense response to other organism. Gene Ontology annotation, molecular function: ADP binding; protein binding. NCBI's taxonomy places the organism in Eukaryota, Viridiplantae, Streptophyta, Magnoliopsida, Fagales, Fagaceae. The coding region runs from base 229 to 2775 and encodes 848 amino acids. The transcript is spliced from 2 exons.
AGUCCGGAUGGGACCGAAUCCAUCUCUGUUCAUCUUUAUUCACUUUACUCUUUACGCCUGAAUGUAAUUGUAUAGAUCUAUAGAUCCAAUAAAUCCAUAUCUGCUUCUGUUCGAUCUCCUUUGUUUUCAUGAAUCUUGUCUAGCUUGUAUUUUCGAUCUCCUUUGUUUUCGUGAAUCCUAUCUAACUUGUAUUUUCACCAAAAUCGGUCACAAAGUUGAUUGCUUAGAAUGGCAGAAGUUGCAGUCUUCGGAGCAAUAACUCUAGUUGAUAAGUUGUCACUGUGGCUCGUCGAAAGUUGGUUUGACUUCAAGCGUAUUGAGAUUGAAAUUGAAGAGCUAAGAAAAUGGUUGAAUACUAUAAAAGUUUACCUGGAGGACACAGAAGGAAGAGAAGAUACCGAGGGUUUGAAGCUUCGAUCGUAUGUGCGGGAUUUAGCCUUUGAAAUUCAGGAUGUAAUUGAAGAUCUCAUGUAUGAAGCUACUGAACGCCCCCGUCAUCUUCGUCAGGCCAUCAAAUUUAUUUAUGCGAGCAUGUUUUGUCCAUCAAAGCGAUUUUCCUCCCGAAUGAAAGCGAUCAAGUGCAAAAUUAGAAGCAUCGAUGCACUUUGCAUUUGUCCCCCCCACGUUCGUACGGUAAGAUCAAGUUCCAAUUUAUUUUUGGGGGAUGAACAUCAUGUGGGCAUUGAGAAGCAUAUAAAGCCUCUUCUUAGUCUUGUUUGCCUUGAAGAUUCAAGUGAUAAGGUAAUUUCAGUAAUUGGAGAUGCUGGCUCAGGUAAAACAACUCUUAUUAGCGAAGUUUACCAUAUUUUGAAUUCAAAUUUUAAUUGCAAAGCUUGGGUUUCCGUCUCACGCUCUUCUGAUGGCUUGUUAGAGAAACUUUGUGAGGCACUGGAAUUACCUCACAAAAUAAAUAAGUUGCGCUCUUGUUUACAACAUAAAAGGUACCUCCUUGUUUUAGAUGAUAUUUGGAAUGAGAAUGAGUGGAAUUGGAUUAAAAAUGUGCUUCCUUCUAAUAAUACUGGUAGUAGAAUAAUCAUCACCACACGUAAACGCAGUUUAGGUUCUUAUUGUGCUAGUUCCAGUCAUUAUAUCUAUGAUCUCAACCUUCAUCCAUUAACAUGCGAAGAGGCUUGGGAGCUCUUUUGUGAUAAGGCCUUCCAGGAUGGUAAAUGCCCGGAUUUUUUGGUUGAUUGGUCUGUGAAAAUUGUAAAAAGAUGUGAAGGAUUGCCGCAUGCAAUUGUUACUAUUGGAAAAUUCUUGUCAAAUAAGCAACAAAGCAUGAUGGAGUUUAGGAAGGUCCAUGAUUCCCUUCAAUAUGAACCAGAUAAUCCUUUUAGUCACUCUUUCUAUAGAAUUUUAUGGCCAAGUUAUUAUCGUCUUCCGCCCAAUCUCAAGUCUUGUUUCUUGUACUUUGGCCUUUUUCCUGAGGAUUACUCUAUCAAAUGUGGAAGAAUAAUUCGCCUGUGGGUAGCUGAGGGAUUCAUUGAACAAAAACGAGGUAAAACUCUAGAGCAAGUGGCGUAUGAGUACUUAGAUGAGCUAAUUCAAAUGAGCUUGGUUCAAGUGAGCAGAUGGGAUUUAGAUGGACAAGUAAGGAGUUGUCGAGUUUCUAAUCUUGUAAGAGGGUUCAUUCUUUCCGAGACUAUGAAGGACAACUUCUUUACUGUUGUGAGCAGACAACACACCAGUUUGGGGGGUGAGAAGAUCCGGCGCUUAUCUCUCCACAAUUGCUCCCCCUCUAUAUUACAAAGCAAGGACCUCUCUUAUCUUCGUACAUUUUCUCUGUUUGGGGGAGACAAUCGAAUUGAAUCAUUUCCCAGAAGUUUUUUCAGAAAGGUCAGGUUGUUGACAGUUUUAGAUUUGGAAAAUUCAGCCUUGCAUCAUUUUCCUGAAGAAGCUGUCAAACUCAACCUCCUAACGUACCUAAGUCUGAGGAAUACAAAGAUAGAUUCAGUUCCAAAAUCUAUUAAGAAGCUUCAAAACUUAAUCAUUUUGGACCUUAAAGAAACUCUUGUCACCAUUUUCCCAAUGGAGAUCGUUAAACUUCAUAAGUUGCUCUUUUUGUUUGUUGGUGGCCGAGGCACAUAUCAGGCUGCUGUAGGGGCACAAGUGUCUUCAGGAAUUGGGUGUUUGACAAUGUUAGAGAAACUAUCACUUAUCAAGGCAAACAACAAGAACCAGAGCAUUGUAAAAGAGUUAGGGAACUUGAUUCAUAUGAGGGAACUUGGGAUCACAGAACUCAAGGUUGAAGAUGGAAAAAAUUUGUGUGCAUCCAUUGAGAAGAUGGAGCAUCUUUGCUCUUUGUAUGUGAACUCAGCAAGCCAGGAGGAGUAUCUUGAUUUGAAUUAUGUGACGAACUCUCCUCAACUGAUUAAUAGUCUAAUUCUUGGAGGGAGGUUGGAGGAAAUUCCAGCAUGGAUUGGUAAACUUAACAGUUUGUCUAAAAUACAGCUCAAAUGGUCAAAAUUGCAGAGCAGCCCACUCGAGGCCCUUCAGGCUUUGCCUUCACUAAAGGAGCUUCAUCUGUAUGAUGCUUACACUGGUACGGUGAUGGAAUUUAGUGCUGAAUGCUUUUCAGAAUUGAAGAUGUUAGAAAUUGAACAAUGCAAUAGGUUAAACAAGGUUGUGAUUCAAGAACGAGCAUUGCCUAAACUUCAAAAGCUGACAAUAAAAAAAUGUGAUAGCUUGGUCAUGGUGCACAUAACAAAGAAUUUGCUCAGCCAGCUGGAGGAAGUGCUUGUUCCACAAGACCUUAUUAGUAUGAUAAAAGGAUGAGAGGCGUUGUCGUUGAAGCACCUCUUUGAUAUAAAGCUUUGAGGGAAGAAUUGAUUCGUGGAGUUGCAGAGGCUGGUUUAUUAGCUAUUUCUGUAAUGCUUGGAAUUUUCAUUGUACUUGGAGACUUUUGGUCAUUAGAGAUUGUUAUCAUGGUAAUUGCUACAUGGAAUCGCUAAGAAAAAAAAGAAGGAAAAGAAAAAUGAGAGUUAGACUUAUAUGUAUAAUAGACAUGUUAUGGUGAGGAUAGUUUGUUUCAUUUUUUUUAAAAAAAUUAAGUAC